AACAAAAUUGGAUAAAAGAUUUAUCAAAAAUGCAUUUUUGUUUAAACGCGGAAUUAUGUAAUUGUUUUGACAGUGGUAUUUAAUUUUUGUUUAUGUUUAUGUUUGAGAAGGAGACGAAGAAGAGAGUGACUUUAUUUUUGGUUAAUGUCUUCUUCGUGAGAGCGAUUCCUUGAUUCAGAGGAAUCAAAACCCUUAUCUUCCCCAUUCACAAACCCUAGAUUUUGUUUCUCCAAAGAUUUUACCUUUUUAAUUUCCUCUUGAUCUGUGUGAAUUUUCCAAUUUCAAUUCUUUUUUGUGAUUCGAGCUCAAUUUUUGUAGAUCAGAGAGAGAACCCAGAAGAAUCGAGUUUUUUUUUUGGGUUCAGCAUAAAUCGAAAUCGUAAAGCUUUAAACUUUGUUGAUCUGAAUUUGAGUGGGAAACAAUCGAAUUCGAGUUUUUGAUGAUGAUUUGAGGUGGGGGGGUGGGCGGUGGGGAUUUUUAAAAGACGAUGACUGGAUUGGGCGUUCGAUCCAGUAGCUAUGGUUCCUUGGAGAAGACGGGACUUAACGGCGUCGUUUUCCCUAUCCAGACCACUGUUACGACGACGCGUACAAAACCAUCUAAGAUGCAGAAAGAGAGGGAAGGUAUUGUACAUUGGAUCUGUAAAUUCGUUGGUCGUAAGAAGAUCGGCAUGUUGCUUCUCUUCUUAAUCUCCGCCGUCGUCUUCCUCCGUGUCCUUUACGUCGGCAAAGGUGAAGAUGGUCAGGAAGUUCAAGGUCCACCGAGUCUUCAUUUCAAUGGCAGUUCAGGUGUACAUUUUUCAAACAUGUUAGAGAUAAAUGAAGAUCAGAACAUGAAUAUUGGAAAUAUUUCGCUCAAGGCAAAAGAUGUUGUAGUGUUCCCUCCUCCUUCUCCUCCUAUGCAUUUUCUUGGAUAUACGCUUCCUCAAGGACAUCCUUGUAAUAGUUUCAGCUUACCUCCCCCACCAGCAGACAGAAAAAGAACAGGACCACGCCCAUGCCCUGUAUGUUACCUUCCAGUAGAAGACGCUGUUUCCUUUAUGCCAAGUGCACCGUCAUUUUCCCCUGUUCUUAAAAACUUAACGUAUAUAUACGAAGAACCACUAAACAGAGAUACAGAGUUUGGAGGGUCAGAUUUUGGUGGUUAUCCUACUUUGAGACAUAGGAAUGAUUCUUUUGACAUUAAAGAAACAAUGAGCGUACACUGUGGGUUUGUCAAAGGACCUCAACCUGGACGGAAUACAGGAUUUGACAUUGAUGAGGCAGAUCUUCUUGAAAUGAAGCAAUGUCGUGGGAUAGUCGUUGCUUCAGCAGUAUUUGAUGCUUUUGAUGAUGUAAAAGCCCCACAAAAUAUCAGUAAAUAUUCAGAGGAAACAGUUUGCUUCUACAUGUUUGUCGAUGAAGAUACGGAAAGAAUUUUGAAGAAAGAACGAGGCCUUGAUGAAAACAAGAAAGUAGGGAUAUGGAGAGUUGUUGUUGUUCAUAAUCUCCCUUAUUUAGAUGGAAGACGCAAUGGAAAGGUGCCUAAGCUUCUUGUUCAUAGGAUGUUUCCAAAUGCUCGCUAUUCUUUAUGGAUUGACGGAAAGCUUGAGCUUGUCGUAGAUCCAUAUCAAAUUCUUGAAAGGUUCUUGUGGAGGAAAAAUGCUACUUUUGCGAUCUCUAGACAUUACAAACGAUUUGACGUCUUAGUGGAAGCCGAAGCAAACAAAGCGGCUGGUAAAUAUGAUAACGCUUCUAUCGACUUUCAGGUGGACUUCUACAAGAAUGAAGGGUUAACCCCUUAUUCAGUGGCAAAAUUGCCAAUCACUAGCGACGUACCAGAAGGCUGUGUCAUUUUAAGAGAACAUGUUCCCAUCAGCAACCUCUUUACUUGCCUUUGGUUUAACGAAGUUGACCGAUUCACUUCUAGAGAUCAAAUCAGUUUCUCAACAGUAAGAGAUAAGAUUGCAGCAAAAACAAACUGGACAGUAAGCAUGUUCCUUGACUGUGAAAGACGCAACUUUGUAGUUCAGAGAUAUCACCGAGCAGAGCAAGAAAGAUUUGCAAGGCAACGACCUCCGGUGCCUAAUUUUUCUCCUCCACCGCCUUCACCGCCCCCACCGGUUUUAAUGAUCAGCGAUUUGCCUAGGAAAAUGUCAAGUGGAAGGGUUAGCACAACACCACCUAGAAGACGUGGAAGAGACAGAAGGUCUCAAAGGGGUCACAGGAAAGCUAAUUUGCCUGUAAGAUUACCAGAUUCAGCUUAAGAGUUGUUGGGGUUCUCCUUCUUCAUUCAUCACCAAACCCACAAAGUUGCAAAUUUUUACCACACAGUAUGUUUAUUUUAUUUUUUGUUUCUCUAUUUGAUUCUUAAGGAUUCAAAAUCAAUUUUUUAUGUAUAUAUAUAUACACGAACAUUUUGUACUUGGAUAAUAAAUUAUAGUUUUGAAUUUUUGAAGAAAGUUAAAUCGACCUACCUAAGAGACU
This is a messenger RNA of Camelina sativa (false flax), 2465 nucleotides long. RefSeq names its product putative hexosyltransferase MUCI70. NCBI's taxonomy places the organism in Eukaryota, Viridiplantae, Streptophyta, Magnoliopsida, Brassicales, Brassicaceae. The record is from RefSeq and is a predicted model, not a curated record.